This is a messenger RNA of Gongylonema pulchrum, 420 nucleotides long. The record is from the annotation of a GenBank genome assembly. NCBI's taxonomy places the organism in Eukaryota, Metazoa, Nematoda, Chromadorea, Rhabditida, Gongylonematidae.
AUGGCCUUUUCAACGAAGGCGAAGACAGUUGUUGCUUCACAGCUGAUGAAAUCAAAACAGGUGGAUUCGGCAUCAUCUGCUUCUUCCUCAUCGGGCCAUCGGGAAACUCGUUUGAUUCGGUAUAUAAAUCGGCUGUACAGGCGCUGGGCCUAUUUCAUUGCCGAUCAUACUGUUGCUGCUAUUAUUAUUCCCAUUUUGGUUUCCAUCAUUUGUACAGUUAAAAUUGUUAUCACACCUUACAAAAAUGACAUGACGGGUUAUAUACCAUACGGAGCACGAUCACGUGAAGAAUAUGCUAUACAGGAAGAAUUUGCUAAUCAUAAUGGCAAAGGCAUUUUGUUAAUGGCCGUUGUUGUUGCUAAGAAUAACGGAUCCGUGCUGACAUCUGAGGUCCUACAGGAAGCUAACGAGGUAAGCUAA